This is a messenger RNA of Sphaerodactylus townsendi, 582 nucleotides long. Its product is annotated as C-type lectin domain family 1 member A-like. The record is from RefSeq and is a predicted model, not a curated record. Bases 1 to 582 code for a protein of 193 amino acids. The transcript has 5 exons. NCBI's taxonomy places the organism in Eukaryota, Metazoa, Chordata, Lepidosauria, Squamata, Sphaerodactylidae.
AUGGGGCCAGCAGCUCGGCCUUCGCCGCCACUGGAGGUUACCGCCUCGGCCGAACGUGGACGGGCGCAGAGGGAGAAGUUCCCGCGGGCGCAGCCCAGCCAGCCGUGGACUGAAGGAACAUUGAAAGGAACCAUAUGUCCUCCUGACCUUGAUUUCCGGCUCCGGCUGAAACACUUCGCAUGUAACUCUCUGGGCAACAGCACAGCAGAGGAUGUCAAGGACUGCAAAAUAUGCCCCCAGGACUGGCUUUUGCACGGGAGUAAGUGCUACUGGAUGUCUGAAGAGAAAAAAACCUGGGACAAGAGCCAAGAAUUCUGCAAAGCAAAAAACUCCACACUGCUUAUGAUUCAGAACUCAGAGGAGAUGACAUUCCCAGGGAACAUGACAAGGAUGCCGACAAAUUUUUGGUUAGGACUCAGAACUGAGCACUCUGAGGGACCGACCUGGCAAUGGGUAGAUGGAUCCCCCUUAAAGAAAGAACUGUGGCAGCAGGCCUGGCAGGGCCAAGGUGUGCCCAGCGGCAGCCCCAUUAGGCUGCUCUUUCAGCCGGCAGGAGCUCCAACGUGUGAAGGAGCAGCCUGA